This is a messenger RNA of Contarinia nasturtii (swede midge), 3880 nucleotides long. It is a transcript of the gene chm, whose product is annotated as histone acetyltransferase KAT7. The record is from RefSeq and is a predicted model, not a curated record. Lineage: Eukaryota; Metazoa; Arthropoda; Insecta; Diptera; Cecidomyiidae. The transcript has 10 exons. Gene Ontology annotation, cellular component: nucleus. The coding region runs from base 155 to 2650 and encodes 831 amino acids. Gene Ontology annotation, molecular function: histone acetyltransferase activity; zinc ion binding. Gene Ontology annotation, biological process: regulation of DNA-templated transcription.
UUUGUGAUUGUAUAUUUCCAAAAAAAUUGACUAAAAUGCGUUAUUUUAAUUGAUUUAUAAUGGCUGUAUUAACAUUUUAACGAAAUACUCGAUUGAAUUGAACCAUAAAAAGGUUUCUUUAAAUGUUUUAAUCGGUGUAAAUUGGUGUAUAAAAAUGUCGUCACGCAAAAAGUCGGUGAGUACGUCUGGAACGAGUUGCAGUAGUUCCGGUACAACAUCAUCGAGUGGAAGUACAAGUGAUUCGGAUUCGAAUUCAUCCAGUUCUGAUUCUGAAUCGUCCAGUUCGCAAGGUGGUAAUCGUAGUUCAGCUUCAAAUAGUACACCAAACGAAUCGAAAUCAUCACAAGCAACACCAGCUAAAAAAGAGAAUCCAAAAGAAAAUGCAAAUGCCAAAAUGGAAAAUGAGAAAACGCCGCCAAAUGCAACAAAUAAUAAAACAAAAGGAGCUGGCGCCACGUCAAAGGGAUCACAUGCACAACAACAACAUCAACAACAAAAAACAAAUUCACGAAAAGUGACCGCUUACUCAAGUGAAGAUGAAACACCGCAAACAAAAGCUGAACAAGCCGAAGCAAAACGAAUACAAAAUGAAAUUAAGAAAAAGACUGUCGCAUCGCAAGCGCUCAAAUCGAAAAUAGCACCACUGCCACCACCGACUGGCGGUAAAGCGCCGCCGUCUGUUGUAAAACAACAUCAGCAAAUGAAUAAGGCAGCCGCCAAUCGAAAUAAUAAUGCGAAUAAAUCGAAUACAAAAUCUCCCGCCAAUUCGAAAAAGAAGAGCAUUUUCUCACCAGAUAAUUCGUCUGAAAGUGAAGGAGAAACACCAACCAAGAAAAAUGCGUCACCGACGAAAAAAACACCGGCGCCCAGAGGUCGACCGCCAAAAAAUAAACCACCCGAAAAACCACCGCCGCCACCCAAAUCAUCCGAAUCAUCAUCCGCUUCGUCAACCGAUUCAUCUAGUUCGAGAGAUUCAGAGUCUGAGUCAAGUGCACAGUCAUCGCCGCCAGUUAAGAAAAAACCGACCGUGGGGCGAAAGCCCGGUAAAAAGCAAUCACGAAAUUCAGCAUCAGCAUCAACAUCAAAAUCGGAUCAACAUGGCAAUUCUGAAUCGGAUGUCGACAUGAAACCCGUUACUCGUUCAUCAAAUACUCGUAAAUCAAAACAUUUGACAGCUAUUUUCAAUCCAUCGAAAGCGUCCGAACCAUCUGAAUCGGAGACCGAUGUAAAGCAUACAAAGAGUCCUGUAAAACGUACAAAAGGAAAAGCAAAUAAUUCCAAAAUAAAUUCCAAACUAAAUGCAAACGUUCCGAAAAAAACCGUGUCAGUUGUUGAAGAGCGAAAGUGUCCAGUCGAUGGUUGUGAUUCAAUUGGUCAUUUGAAUGGUAAAUUUGAAAAACAUUUUACACAAGAAGCUUGCCCUUUCUAUCACAAUGUUUUGCUGGAUGAAACAAAAAAACGGCGUGAAGAACGUUUGAAACAUGAAGAUGAACGUAAAAAGGCGACCAUUUUAUUUGAUCCAAUGUCAAAUGUAACGACCGUCGAACAAAAAGCCUAUCAAAUGAAAAUCAACGAUAUGCGUGCGAAUUUUGUACCGAAUCCACCGUCACCAGUGCGCCAACCAAAUCAAAAUGCUAUAGCGAACAAACACCAUCAGCAACAACAAAAUGGCGAAACUAAACAAAAAGAACCAACACUCAAAGGAUAUGUAACCGAUUACGAUUUGAGAUUAUUUCAAGAGGCACAGGCGGUUGCUAGUGAAAAAAUCGAAACUGAUCUCUUAAGAUGGCCAGCCGACAACAAAGGAACAAAGUAUAUAACGAUGGGAAGGCACAAUAUGGUAGUUUGGUACCAAUCACCGUAUCCAGACGAUGCAGCCCGUUUACCAAAAUUGUAUUUAUGCGAGUUUUGUUUGCGAUAUCAAAAAUCAGAAAUCACAAUGAAACGACAUGCAGCCAAAUGUGUGUGGCGACAUCCACCUGGAGACGAGAUUUACCGAAAAGGAAAGCUUGGCGUAUGGCAAGUGGAUGGAAAACGACAAAAACAGUACUGUCAACAUUUAUGUUUGCUGGCCAAAUUCUUCUUGGAUCACAAAACCCUGUACUAUGAUGUCGAACCGUUCUUAUUCUAUGUAAUGACAUUGGCCGAUUCGGAGGGUUGUCACACCAUUGGGUAUUUUAGUAAGGAAAAAAAUUCAUUCCUCAACUAUAAUGUAUCAUGCAUUUUAACAUUGCCGCCAUAUCAACGCAAAGGCUACGGACGUCUUUUGAUCGAUUUCAGUUAUCUGUUGACCCGUGUUGAAGGUAAAAUUGGUUCGCCAGAGAAGCCAUUGUCUGAUCUCGGUUUGAUAUCAUAUCGCUCGUACUGGAAAGACGUUCUAUUGGACUAUCUAUGCUCACGAUCUGGUAGCACAUUGAGCAUAAAAGACGUUUCACAGGAAAUGGCUAUAAAUUCGUACGAUAUCGUGAGCACACUACAAGCAUUGGGCAUGAUGAAAUACUGGAAAGGCAAACAUAUUAUACUAAAGAAGCAGGAUGUACUUGAAGAAUAUGCGGAACGUGUGAAACGUCGCGGUGCUGUUGUAAAAAUUGAUCCGGCUCAUUUGCGAUGGACACCGUUUGUGCCGCCAGCACCGGCAACAUCGUCUUAGCGCCAGGUGAACUAUUCGAUACCACCAUUUACACAAAUGAUGCUCUCAUCGGCCAUACAUCAAAAUAUAAACAACAAUUACAUCAGUUUCUCCGAAAAUUUCCAUAGCCACUAUCAGCAACAGCAAUAAUAUUAUCAUCAACAUCAUCAUCGUUGCAGUCAUUCACGCUAAGACAAUGAACAAUGCCCGCGACCACAGAGGCGAAAAUCGAACGAACAUCGACACUGUAUCUAUCUUCUUAAAGUACUUUAUCUUUUUUUUAAUUUAUUGACGAUUUUAUUUCUGUUUUAUGUCUUUGUAAAACUGUUUUUUUUUUCGUUUCGCAUUCAACUCGAGCAGAAUGAAAAUGUUGUUUGAAAAAUAUGUCUCGUUCUGGUUUACCGUCGUUGUCGAUAUAAAUUGUUUAAAUGUAGUAUGAGUGUGUGUGUGUGUGGUUUUUUUUGUAAAACUUUAUUUAAGCUUGUAUAUUUUUUUUAUUUGUAUUCUUCUCGUAAUCGUCGAUUUAAUGGAAUAUUUAUAGACCCAUUCAUCAACCAAUUGUACUAGAAAUAUGAGAAUUUUUUAAAAUAAUGACAAAUGAAACACGAUUGAUUUUAAUAAAACGAAAUGCAUUUUUCGCUUUCAUAUAUACGUAUUUUGGAUGACAAUUUGAAUCCAAACAUUGUACUGCAAUUAUUUUUAGGCAGAUGAAAUUACUCAUUUUUAAAUUUCGAAUUAUGGAUGGUAAGAAGAUUAUCACCAUAUUUUUUACAAUAAAUUGGAACAUGGUUGUUAUGAUGGAGCCGACAAAGCUCGUCCACCAAUUGUGAGAGAAUGAGAAGCAGAAGAGUUCGAUUUCUCUUCUUUGUAAAAUGAUUCACGCAUAUAAUGUGAGAGAAGGGUGAUGAGCUAAACUCCACGGUGUUUCACUUUCAAAUCCAAAUAUCUGCUGCACUUGAGAUGAUUUCCGUUUGAAAAUAUCUCAGUACAUUGUUUGCAUUCAAAAAAAAAAAAGACAUAGUGAAAAUUAUUGCAUAAUUUAGAGAAAGAAAAAAAUUGUGGAAAAACUGUUUUAUAGUGCAUAUUCUGAAAUAAUCUCUAAAUCAUAUUGCAUCGUUUAACUUAGAAACUUCAUUAUCUAUCGAAUCGUAAUAAUAAGGAUAAUUCUCGAAUAAAACUUCAAUACACAAAACAAAUAUGAAUCAAUUGAUAAGAUUGAGUGACGGAGAUAGUAACUUUUUUUUUUAGUUU